This is a messenger RNA of Salmo salar (Atlantic salmon), 720 nucleotides long. NCBI's taxonomy places the organism in Eukaryota, Metazoa, Chordata, Actinopteri, Salmoniformes, Salmonidae. The record is from RefSeq and is a predicted model, not a curated record.
AUGCUGGUGUGCGUCAACGCCGACAGGACAUGUGAGGGCAAAGCCCGAGGUUUGGUAGGGGAGGGCCAGUACCUGUACCUAGGACAGGGUGGGGUGGGGUCAGCCGUGGGUGUACUCUUUUUCUUUUUUUCUUUACUCCUACAGCUGCAUUGGAGAAAAGAGAUCGAACUCCUGUCAGACCUUGCAUACUGUGGUUUAACCACUUUCUCAGCUAGGGUACUAGAGGGCGAAGAGUAUGUCAAUAUCAUCCAGGUGGACCCCACCCUGUGCAGGGUACCGUCCCGUGCCAGACAAGGAGCCCAGGUGUUCCUCCAUAGCCUGUUUCCCUACCUGCUGGAUAAGUUGCUGGUGUGCCUGGAGAAUGAGCGAGGAAAGCCAGGGAGGGGGAGGCCGGAGAGCAGAAGUGGCCAGUCCCUGAAGCCAUGGAGCCUGGAUCAGAGGGUGGUGGGGCAGCUCACGGAGCCCCAGAGGAGGGUGUGCGUGCUGGUCUUGUUGGCCCUCUAGCAGGGACUCUCCAUCAUCCACCGGUUGCACGUGGCCCUGUUUUACAUCAGCAGGGCCUUCUACCACCUGGGGAAGAGGACGGCCGGCAUCAGCUAUGUGGGUAUUUGUUUGUGUCAGGAGAGGAGGCACUCGACCUCUACCCCAUGUGGCCACUUGUUCUGCUGGGAAUGCAUCACAGAGUGGUGUAACACCAAGACAGUGCCCUUUGUGUCGUGA